AUGAAAAGAAUUGUUCAGGACGCUGAAUGUAUGAGUGAAUUGUUAACAUCGCUCACAAAAUUUCUAGGAACUCACAAAACAGGAACUACUGCCUUUCAUCCAAUUUGUAACGGUAUUGUAGAACGUAUACAUCGACAACUAAAAGCAUCCAUUAAAUGUGAUGCAACAGUUAGAUGGAGUGAAGUGUUACCAUCAGUUUUGCUUGGAAUGAGGUCAUGCAUUAAAGAAGAUAUUGAAUCUUCAUCAGCUAAAAUGGUCUAUGGAACUUGCUUGAAACUUCCAGGAGAAUUUUUUCGCAAUUCGUUUUCAAAUGUUGUUCCUCCAAAAGACUUUGUUGACAAUCUUCGUCAGCAGAUGCGACUUAUUCGAGCAUCUCCUGCUUCGCGGCAUUCUUCGAGCAACGUGUUCAUUCAUGAUGAUUUACUUACAAUCUCGCAUGUCUUCUUUAGACGAGACACUGUGCGAAAAUCUUUAGAGCAACUAUAG
This is a messenger RNA of Stegodyphus dumicola, 486 nucleotides long. RefSeq lists its product as uncharacterized. The record is from RefSeq and is a predicted model, not a curated record. Lineage: Eukaryota; Metazoa; Arthropoda; Arachnida; Araneae; Eresidae.